CCUGCUGGCUUAACCCCUCCCUGCCCGGGAGGGACGGCUUUCCCCCUUGCCUUCCAGCAAACAGGAUCAAGGGAGUGGUUUGGACUGCCAAGAAGAAGGAAGAAGAAAAAGGGGGAAAUAGCUGUCGGAUUAGAGGAAGCCUCAGUUCCACCUCUCUCAACUUUUCAUCCCGCAAGCUUCAGAUUUCUUCCUUUUUCCUUUUCUUUUUCUCUUCUUCUUUUCCUCCCAGGGACGGACACCCGGGACAGGAUCCACAAAGGGACAAAGGGACAUGGCCAAGUCUUACGAUCACCUCUUCAAACUGUUGCUGAUUGGGGACAGUGGCGUCGGAAAAACCUGCCUGAUCAUCCGCUUUGCAGAGGACAACUUCAGCGGCACGUACAUCAGCACCAUUGGGAUUGACUUUAAGAUCCGGACCGUGGAUAUUGAAGGCAAGCGGAUCAAGCUGCAAGUCUGGGACACGGCUGGCCAGGAACGGUUCAAGACCAUCACCACGGCAUAUUACCGGGGAGCCAUGGGGAUUAUCCUUGUAUACGAUAUCACCGAUGAAAAAUCCUUCGAAAAUAUCCAGAAUUGGAUGAAGAGCAUCAAAGAGAACGCUUCGGCCGGCGUGGAGCGCCUCCUGCUGGGGAACAAGAGUGACAUGGAGAACAAGCGCAAAGUGCCCCGGGACCAAGCGGAGAAGCUGUCCAAGGAGCACGGGAUCCGGUUCUUUGAGACGAGCGCUAAGUCCAGCUUGAACGUAGAAGAGGCUUUCAGCACUUUGGCCAGGGACAUCCUUCUGAAAUCGGGCAAGAAACCGGCUCAGCAGCACAUCAAGGGAAUGUUGGACCCCAAAAGGCCGCAGAAAAGCAGCAGUAAAUGUUCCAUGGUGUAGUUAGCAGCCGGCUCGUCUAGAAGCAGCCCGUUGCCACUCCAGAGGCCUCUGCAGCGGGCACCAUCUCCCCCUUCACUCCAAAACGCCUCCGUUCUCUUUCGCGGAGACUCUCAAGCCCUUCCGGGCCGGACCCCGAGGGCAGACGGCAGCUGGAGGCCGGGACCUCCCCCUCUUUCCUUCUGGAUCCCGUGCUCCUUCAGCUGAGGGAUCCCGACAGAUCUGAAGUGGGGAUCUCAAGAAAGGGACGAUAUACUAGAAUGCACUGGGCCAGCCCUGAACCUCUGGAAUUUCAAGGGGCGCUACCGAAUCUUCGUGAAUCCGGCCUGUCGAUCGGCAGAAUGUCUUCCCCCGCUGCCAAGCGACUCUGCGCUGUAUUACUCAUAGGAAGGAGGCUGACCAGUUCCCGGUUUCCAGGGGGGAAGGAGGCUCCCUCUGCACGGUACUUGUGCAGAUCCUUUAACCUGGGCACGCAAAAUCAUCCCCCCCACCCCAAAAAGAUCAGUCCACGCACACGUGCCUC
Elgaria multicarinata webbii is the source of this 1397-nucleotide messenger RNA. RefSeq names its product RAB13, member RAS oncogene family (gene RAB13). Gene Ontology annotation, biological process: Golgi vesicle fusion to target membrane; protein secretion; protein localization to plasma membrane. Gene Ontology annotation, cellular component: endosome; plasma membrane; synaptic vesicle. The coding region runs from base 272 to 877 and encodes 201 amino acids. Lineage: Eukaryota; Metazoa; Chordata; Lepidosauria; Squamata; Anguidae. The record is from RefSeq and is a predicted model, not a curated record. Gene Ontology annotation, molecular function: GTPase activity; GTP binding. The transcript is spliced from 8 exons.